AUGGAUCUGUUAAUCCACCUCAGUGCAGUAUUCGGGUGGUUUAUCCUAAAUUUAGUGGGCAUCUCGUCGCCUCCUUCCAGGGCCUCCGGCGUAGUUGGCUGCUGCCAGUCCCAUGAGGUGCUUGGCUUGAAGGGCACCAGAGUAUCCACGGCUGAGGCCAAGAUCAAGGGCUCGUUUCUCGCUAGUAAUGUCUUCUUUAUAGUUUUCCAUUUUGCGUUCCAUCUGGAUGAGGUUUCCGAGGCGGUUCAGCAUGUCCAUGAUCUCUUCUGGUUCGUAUUGAAUGUCUUCACGGAAGUAGUUGCUCGGAUACCUGGGGUAUGCAGAGGCGGGCAUAAUGAGGAGCAGGGUCAUGAGCACGCAGCUCGCUAA
Messenger RNA from Spodoptera littoralis (African cotton leafworm), 369 nucleotides. NCBI's taxonomy places the organism in Eukaryota, Metazoa, Arthropoda, Insecta, Lepidoptera, Noctuidae. The record is from the annotation of a GenBank genome assembly.